ACAAAACAUCCUCUCUCACUCACAAACACUCGCAUCAAUCAUCUUCAUCCUUACAAGUGUCACAGAUUCAAGAUGUCAAGGCCUCUCUCCCAGUUUUUCAGGAUCAUAGUUACUGAAUAUCAUCAACAAAAAAAGCUUGUAAAACCUUGUAUGUUACCAAUAAAGAUUGUGAAGAAAUAUGGAGAAGGUUUAGCAAAAGUUAUCUGUUUAAAGACUCCUGAUGGUGAAGAAUGGAAAAUAAAUUUGGUGAACAAUGAUGGCAAAAUAUGGUUUGGAAAAGGUUGGAAGGAAUUCACACAGUAUUAUUCUCUAUGUCAGGGCCAUCUUCUGAUGUUUAAAUAUCAAAGAAGUUCUGAAUUUCAUGUAGACAUUUUUGAUAAAACAACCGUAGAGAUAAACUACCCUCUUAAAAGAGUUGAAGCUGAAAAGGUUUCAAACAAUGAGGAAGAUUGUAGAACAAGUAAGAAGAGAAAAGCUAACUCUUCCUUUGAAUUUGGAAGCACUAGUUGUGCCAAGCAUCAUACUCACAAGAGAAGCAAAGUAAAACAAGUGAAAACAACACUUGAAAGCGCAAAAGAGUUCAAAACAUCUAAUCCAUCCUUUAUUGUUGUCAUGGGUACAACAUAUGUUGAAAGCCGAUAUCGUGUGACAAUUCCUUGUGAAUUUGGUAAGAGACAUUUUAACUUGAAAAAGAAGAUAGGAGACAUUUAUUUUGGGAUGUUGGGUGAGGAAAGAGUUUGGCGUGCACGGUAUGUAAUUAGGAUGAUCGGACGAGGAAUGAAGUUUGAAGUCACAGGUGGAUGGAACCAUCAACAAAGAUGUGCUAUCAUUCUCUCCUUUCUAGAUUACACAACUGUUUGUACAGGAAGUUUGACAACACUAAAUUUUUGUGCCAGGAUAAAAACACUCGAUGCUAUUUUCCUUGACCUUGAAGUGAAAAUUAUGAAUCUUAACAGGUGAAAUUCCAUGCUGCUUAUGUAACACCAUCAACUGCAUAAGAUGACAAACAAAACAUAAUCAGAGUAAGUUUAUGCAAUCCGAUUAAAUCGACAAUCCAUGGCUACAGACAGUGAUUGCUAGUUUGCUACAUUAAUCUUAAGACAAUAUAAAGAUAAACCCUAGGAAUCAGUGCAAACAAAAGCAUGAAAUAUUUGUAUCACAACUACAACAUAAUUCAACAUUUGAAAGAUAAAUAAUAAUAACUUAUUCUUCUCCCUUUUGAUUUAUUUUGCAGCAACCGGAACAUGCAUUAACAAUGCCACUGAUGAUAGAUAAUUUGAGUGAUUAAAAUACGGUUUAAUUGGUUCAAUCUAUUAAAAUACGGUUGAACAAACCAGAAUUAGAUCAACAAGCAAAUUGGUCUAUUCCCAAUUUCACAGUUCAGUUUUAAAAAAAAUAUAUAUUUUACUCC
Lathyrus oleraceus (garden pea) is the source of this 1411-nucleotide messenger RNA. RefSeq names its product putative B3 domain-containing protein Os04g0347400. NCBI's taxonomy places the organism in Eukaryota, Viridiplantae, Streptophyta, Magnoliopsida, Fabales, Fabaceae. The transcript is spliced from 7 exons. The coding region runs from base 73 to 960 and encodes 295 amino acids. Gene Ontology annotation, molecular function: DNA binding. The record is from RefSeq and is a predicted model, not a curated record.